AUUGUACGCUAUAUUAAAAGAUACUGAAUGUGUGUUUAGGGUUUAGCGUGUUUUCAGUGCCAAUUGAAAUGUAUUGUAAUUUAUUUGUGUGAAUAUUGAGUGCAAAAAAUCAGAUUUGAUUAUUUGGUCGAAGUUUUGACUGAAAAUUAUCGCCACUUUUCGCAACAAAUUGUUCGCCAAUUGUUGACCGAAUCGUGUGUUUCGUGUUUCCGAUGUGUCUGUCAUUGGCUUAACGUCUCAUCACUUGAUUAUUGGCCCCAAUAUUGUCGACAAACGAUUGCAUUGACUGAGAGUUACGAACCGUUUGUUUGCCUCACAUUUGAAAGAAUAUUCUUAAGCCGUGAGAGCGGAGAGACAGGGAUUGGAGAGUAAAAAGAGUGCAAAACAUGGAUAUCACUCAAUACAAUACGCGUGUGGUUCAGGAGCCCCGAGGCAUGAUUCGGGUCAUCACUUUGGUGUUCGCCAUAUUGGCCUUCGCGACCACAUCUGGUUUCGACACAAUAACGUCGUUCACGACUGCGUGCACCCGCUUUAACAAGACUACGGGCGCCACGUAUUCGCCGUACUUUAAGGAGAAGUUCCGUAUGUCUGUGGAGUAUCCGUUCAAAUUCGAGGACCAGAUACUGAAGCCGUACUACAGCUGCGCCAACGCCACCGGCGGCCGCGAGGCCCAAGUCUAUCCGAUGGACUUCUCGUCGAGCGCCCAGUUCUAUGUGGCGACCGGUGUCUUAAGUUUCCUGUACUCGACUGCGGCGCUCGUGCUCUACAUAUUUGGAAGCCGUCAAUACGAAAGCAAUCCGUUGUUGGCGGUGAUAGACUUGGCGGCCACCGGUGUGUUGACCAUAUUCUGGUUGGCGGGCGCCUGUGCCUGGGCUGCGGGUGUCAGCGAUGUUCGCUACUAUACCAGUCCAUCGUAUCUGUAUAAGCACUUGGACUUCUGCAGCCCCAACAACACAGCCGAGAGCCUCAACCCUAAGGGCGAGUGCUAUGAGUCUAACCCCGGGAAGUGGACGUCACUCAAUAUAUCACUUAUUUUUGGUUUUGCGAACAUAUUCUUAUGGGCGGCCAGUAUGUGGUUUGUCUUCAAAGAGACUCAAUUUCAUCGCAAACAAAUGCCUGACCAAAUGGGAGCGCCCGGCGGACCACAGCCCGGCUUUGGCCAGUUUGGCGACCAAAUGGGUGGUCAGCAGCAGAUGCCUCAGCAAACGACACAUUUCCCGCAACAGCGACAACAGUUCGGCGACGGGUAUUAGGCUAUCGAUAAACACAAUUAACAAAACAGACCAUAUUUUACUAAAAUUUAACCAAGUGUUAAGUCGUGUUUAACUUCACUGUAUAUGUUUUCAAGUCAUUUAACUGUAUGUGAUUUUAGCCC
Medioppia subpectinata is the source of this 1375-nucleotide messenger RNA. The record is from the annotation of a GenBank genome assembly. Lineage: Eukaryota; Metazoa; Arthropoda; Arachnida; Sarcoptiformes; Oppiidae.